UGACUUCCAGGGAAAAAUGGUGUGCUGCAUGGUGUGCCCUUGCGCCCCAUGGUGAACUGUUUACCUCAGGCAGGCUUGGGCACAGGCUGCCAAGUUUGCAUGGCUCGUGCAGUUAUUGAUGUCGGCUGCCUUCAUAGCUUUCGACUCAAUCGCUGCACGCGUCAGCUAAGCGGCCUGCCUAAAGACUGAAAGAUUGGCAUAACCUCCGCGCGCAGCAGCGCUGUUGCCGCAGGACCAUGGCAUUCAUGGGCAAAUUUUCCAAGUGCCCGCUGUGCCAUAAGGAGUUCAGCACGUCGGGCAGCCUCUCCAAGCACAAGCGACGCGUGCACAAGGUGAUGCCCGAUCCGACAAGGGCAGCUCGCGCUGGCCGCGAAGUGAGGUGUGGAGAACAAGACUGUACCUACGUUGCUACAAGGCGCGACGACAUGCGUGACCACUUGGUCGUCGAGCACGGCCUCUCGCUGGUUGAAGUGCAGGAGGAAUUUGAGUCGAUGAAGGACUUCCGCGAAUGGAUGGACCUCGUGUCGCGCGCAAAUCGAACGCAGUUCGCGGCGCGGGCCAGUGACACGCAGGCCCGGGCAACUGUCCACCGCUACGUCUGUCACCGUUCCGGGCUGAGCAACCUAAAGACUACCGCGCGGCGGCGCCGGAUAAAGUCGCAGGGCUCAUGCAAAAUGGGCAGCUGGUGCACCGCGUACCUGAACGCCCGCGAGUGCCUGCUGACCGGUGCGGUGCGUGUCAACGGUUGUUUGACGCACUAUGGCCACGACAUGGACGUCGUCCACCUUCGCAUCUCUGCGGCUGACCGGCGGGCCAUACUGGCCGAGAUUCGGCGUGGCGUACCCUUCGACCGCAUCCUCGAGAACAUUCGCAGCGAUUUUCCUCAGGACGCACGGGAAAUAACGCGCACGCACCUCAUCACCAUGGGCGAUAUCCGUAAUAUCGCCGUCUCUGAAGGUCUGCUCUCGUGGAAGUUGGACGUGGACGACGACCGGAGCGUUCGCAAGCUUGCCGCGCGCUUCGCGGCCCAGUCCUAUAGCCCGAUCCUUCUCUACAAAUCCCGGGGCACCUCCGCAGACGCCCCCGCGGAAGCCGAUCCGACGGCUAUCGGCAUCGGCAGCUAUCGGGGUUUGGCUGAGGAUGACAUGGCACUAGUGAUUCAGACGCGCUACCAGCGAGAUCUGGUCAGCAGGGACCCCGCGCUUGUGUGCGUCGAGCCGGUGACGGGUCAUAGCUCCGAAUACACGUUGCUGGCCCUUCUGGCCACAACAGACGCGGGCCUGGUGGUCCCUAUCGCUUGGUGCGUCUGCGGCGCCGCUAAUCCGGCUGUCGUGGCCGCUUUCUUCGGGGUCGUCCAUCAGAACAUGGGCGACUUCACACCCAGAUUCUUCAUGUCCGAGGACACCGAAUUCUACUUCAACGCCUGGCUGGAAGCUUUCGGUGCCGAACCACGACCGCACAAGGUUCUUUCGUCGUGGCAUCUACAGCGCGCAUGGACUGAAGCCGUCAACACGUGGGUUCGCGGCCGGGAGAAGCAGGCAGCUGUAAACAGGUCGUUAGAACUGCUCGUGAACCAGGAGUCAGUCGAAUCUUUCCAUAAGAUGCUGCGCCGGGUCAUCAGUAUGCUCAAAAUGGACAGCGACACUGCCAGUUUUGGUGACGUAUUCGAAUCAACUUAUGCUGGACGGCCUGAGCAGUGGGGAAGUUGCUUUUUCAGGGACCUUGAUAUCAACAUUGAAGAUUUCCACACAUUGUUCAGGCGCAUUGCAAGCCGCCUAAAAGUGAAGAGAUUGGACAAGAUAGCCCAUAAUCUGCUGCUGGCCUCUGAAUCAAAGCAAUAUGAAAACUACAUGAAAGUUGUCCGUCAAACACAGCCUGAAGUGGAAAGCUCAAAAAAUCAGAAGGCUGCACCUGUUUUAAAUGAACUAAUUCAUACUGCUGAUGGAGUUCCAGUUGAGGUUGUGUCCCUUGAUACAAUGGACAUUGUUGAAACAGUGUCUAUUGACACAGUUACCUAUGAGGCAAUGACCACUGGUGGGAUGCCAGUUCAGGUAAUGCCUGUGGAAGAAGUGCAGGUGCAUGAGCUACAAUCUGGUGAGCCACAAAUUGAGACGAUGUGCAUUGAAGAGGUGCAUGCUGAAACAUUGCCCAAUCUGGAAGUACCUUUAGAUAAACCAAACAUACCAGCAUGUGAACAAUCUCCUUUGAAGCCGAAACGUUCUGGUCGCAAGUCCACACAUCAGAUGGCACUGAAAAUAUUAGAAGCACAUCAGGAUGCGCUGAACAUUUCUCCAGAACAUAUUGUCCAUGUAACUGACAACCAAUGGAAAGUGAUUGAUGAGGGUGUCCCCUACGAUGUCAUUGAGGUGCUUAGUCACUGUAAGGCCAAUUGUCAGUUUCGCUGCAGGCAAUGCAAUGCUUGCUCACACAGGUACAACUGCAGCUGUGACUGCACGUACAUGUGCCGACACAUCCAUGCAUGCCUCAUUCAUGCAAGCGAAAUCUUCACCGAGCCAGUGGGAAUGGCAGAGGAAGUGGCGAACACAAUGACACCUGAAGCAUUGGCUGAGAGCACGAGCUUUGCAUUUUCAAGCAUUGAGCCCACUCAAGAAGCAGGUGUGCAAGGAGACAAGAAGAAGCUUGAAGUGCUUUGUGCCUUGCAUAAGCUAAAUGAAACAUGUGUCCGUGCAGCAGAAAUACUGGCAGCAAGAGAAGAUUUACCACUAACGCACCAAGCAGACUACAUUUUAUCAACCUUGAAGGCAACAAGCACUGUGUUGGACACCUUCUGUCGCAGAGGCAUGAGCCAGACUCCAAGAAAGCUGGCUGAUCAUGACUAUGAAAGCACAAAUUAGUGUGGAGUUUGGAUAGUGCACAUUAGUUUGAUUGUCCAUCUUGUUUAGGGGUCACUGCCAAGUUUAGAUGGAAGGAGAAGGUGUUGAGAGAUGUUUAGGCAACUUAUAAGUGAAAGGCUUGAACACAAUAACUUGAGAGAACCCUGAUGUGGGCCACGUGUUCGAGACCCCUGAUCUAGUACCCGUGCACAUUCAGAAGUGUUGCUACAUAGACUGUUGUCUUCCACUGCAUCACAACUUCAUCAAGACAACACAGAACAUAGGUGGCGCUCACAUGCCAAAAGAGAAAAGAAUCUGUUUAUAGCCUUGCGUAACGUGUUGUACACAUUGUUAGGUAGCUAGCAGCGACAUAUCACGAUUGGCAUGGCACAGCUAGGCUUAAGGGCAACAGAAGUAGGUUAUGAAGCAGUAAAUAGGCCAUGCCUGUUAAUGGUCUUCAAUUGAAAAAGCAAAGCAUGAGCUUGAAGUGUGUAUAACAGUCUGCAUGUCACACGAGUGUUUAAGAGCCAAUGGGUCAGUGAGCCCCAGAGAAGGGCUUUGGAACAUGUUAGAGCAUGUACAUAAAGCAAACAGUAGUGCUACAAUUGUUCACUUGGACACUUUCCUGAUCAUGUUGUGAUCCUAGUUGCUACUUGAUGGGCUUGCAGUUCUGUUUACUGUGUCUGUCUCCAGUGUGCAUGACUGCUAGAACCGCCUUUAAACUUGUCACAUUGCAAUCAGCAGUAUCAUGUUUACUAGAAUUUCGUUUGCAGUGACUGUUGCCUUCAGUGCUUCAAGCUAGUAAAUGGCAAGUGUCCUAUACUGCGAGUUACAGAUCACAUUGGCGGACAGUGAUCAGCACACUUUGGCUCGCUUAGUGCACACGUGUGUGUGUGUCGCCCAUUUUGCUGUGACGACUUGCAAUGCUGAUCAGCCGGUGUUGAACGCACUAGGGGAGCUGUGCUAGUCGUGGUGGCUUAGGCAUUAUAGCAUUGUACAGCAUUGUAUCAUAGUGGGCACCAGCAGGUUGCAAAUUAUAUCUGUUAAUGCCUGCAACUACCGACACGUUCAUAAUAUUAAACAAGUGCGACUGACCCGGUUAGUGAAAAACUGACACUAUUGUAGUUCCUGUAACACACAAAUUGAACUAUCACAAGUUUUGCUUCGGGAGUGGUUUGUCUCGUAAGCAUUUGGAAUGCAACAUUUCGUAAUGCCACCAAACUACUAUAAUUGCAGUGCCAGCUUCUUUCAAUAUGUCGCUGCAAAAAGUGCAUGUUUGGCCAUCUUAAUUCGCAGACUAUAGUGCUCGAGUUAUACACGGAGUGCUGUUUGGACUUGUUCAGUAGAAUCAACUUUCAGCAUAUUAUUUCACCCACAAGCAGGCCCUGCAUGGUUGGUUUCUGUAAAUCUCACGAUCACAAAGUGUUUCGUGGCCAAGGUUGUGCUUUCAACCAGCAAUGAACGUACUACUGUUAUUAAUACACAAUGCAUAAACAUCUAGAUUGCAGGGAAAUGUGUAUACAAAAAAAGAACAGCUGUGGUUGACAAAAGGUUUACACUUGCUGGCCUAAACUGAAGCCAGCUUAUUUCUAUUGUUCACAUUGUUAUUUGCAUUGAAUAACAGUAUAUGUAUGUUGAUUUUGCUACAUGUAGUCUCAUGUAUGAUGUGUAGUGCUGUCAUUGCAUGGUAGGCUCUUAAGUACACACCACACAAAGGAAGUGUUGCAUGUUCAAAUGCCAGAGGUGGGCACAUUUGAGGCGUCCAGCAGAUGGGCUUGUAUGGCUGUCUGUGCAAAUGUUUUCGUUGCUGAGCAAAGCAUGCUAUUGUGCACUGCUUGUUACGCGGUGCAGAAUUUUCACGGGUGGUGCUAACAAACCUUGUCUUACUGGUGAGGGAAAUGUAUAGCGGGAUAACUAUCUUAUUUCGAGAAGGAAUGAGAUGAACUCGCUGCUGAAGCAGUGGGUUGCAGCUACAAGUAUUAAGGCUGCACUGUUAAGAGUAAUCUAAGGAGAGCAGUGAGCAUGUCCCUAGUGUAAUUAGCCUGUUUGCUUCACUACAGAAAUUUCAACUUGUCAAAUAUGCAGCGAAAUGGUGCCAUUAGUCAUGCAUACAAAAGCUUGAAAGCUGGCUGUAUGACAUGACAGAGAUGAUAUUCCACAUUGGUUAUGCUGUUCACAUGAACGUGCUAGAGGAAACUCAAGCUAUGUAAACUGGUUGCCUGGAAAGUUAACAAACAACUUGUGAGCAGCUACAGUUACAAAUUAUGUGCAAGUGGCUAGGCAGUGUCUCGGUUGAGCUAACAGCCAUGCGUGCCUAAUAACUAUUCCAUUUAAAGCUCAGUUGAAUGUGUACUACAUGCAAUGUUACAAAUGCACAGGGAAAUGAAAUUAGCCCCACCUCCCUGUUCAUUGCAAGGACAGCACAACCUUUUGUGCUGCUGAGAUUUUUAUAAAGCAACUGUAAUUGACAGUACGGUUGAGGAACAAAGUGCCUGAGCUUGUAUAUUGUGUUCACCCUAUUCACAGGUUUCUACAGCAAGUGUUGCUUGACUUCGUACCAGAUCGACUAUAUGAAUCCUUUUUAUCAUAGCUUACAGAAUUGUGUUGGUGUGUUUUCCACAAACUUGCUUGGAUACACUACAUUCUAGUCACUUUGAACAAGCACCGCAGCACAGAAAAGGACUGUGCGGGGUAUGUGAAAUUGUUUUCUGUGCAUAUUUAAUAAGCAAAGCUUGCCAAUUCACAAAGAAACACAAACACAUAUGCAAUGUUGUUCUGGUGUGCCGUUCAUGUUCUUUCAAACAUUGCACUUGUGUGCUCGUGGCUUCUCAAUUAUGUAUUAAAAGCUACAUGCAUCUGG
Molecule: messenger RNA, 5694 nt
Organism: Dermacentor albipictus
Lineage: Eukaryota; Metazoa; Arthropoda; Arachnida; Ixodida; Ixodidae
Source: RefSeq, a predicted model, not a curated record